AUGGCACGUCAGCAGGAAGUUGAUGAACUUUUUGAUGUUAAGAAUGCUUUCUAUGUUGGAAAUUAUCAACAAGCCAUCAAUGAGGCUCAAAAUGUGAACCCUUCGUCACCUUUGAUAGCUUUACAGCGUGAUGCAUUUCUUUACCGCUCUUAUAUUGCACAAGGAAACUUCAGGAUUGUGCUACAGGAGCUGAAGACAGCUGAUCCAAUGCUGCAGCCACUUAAGACUUUAGUGGAUUAUUUGUCGCCGAGAGCUAAUAAACCAGCUAUUGUUGCGGAUAUAGAUGGUCGGGUUGCUAAAGGUACAGAACUGGCCAAUGAUGUAUUUAUAAUUGUAGCUGCAACUAUUUACUAUCAUGAAGACAAUUAUGAAGCCGCACUUAAAAUUUUACAUGGAGCAGAUUCCCUGGAGCUUCGAGCAUUUACUCUGCAAUGUUUACUUGCUAUGAAUCGUCCUGAUCUAGCUCGGAAGCAGCUGAAACUCAUACAAGAUAUUGAAGAUGAUGGAACCUUGACCCAGUUGGCUCAGGCUUGGCUUAAUUUGUCACAGGGUGGUCCCGGCGUACAAGAUGCGCACUACAGUAUAAUGGAACUAUCUGAACGUCUUGGUGCUUUGGGAGCUGGACCCUCCGCAGUGGGCGCUGCAGCUGCGGCUUCAAGAGGAAUGUGGGAGGAAGCAGAGCAAAUGUUAACAGAGGCUCAGACGCGGGCUCCUCAACAGCCAGAAUUACUAUUGGGACUGGCCGUCACUGCUGCUCAUAGUUCCAAACCACCUGAGGUGUCUGCACGUUACUUAGCACAGUUAAUUGACUCUUACCCAGAACAUCCAUACACUCGUGAAUAUCUUACAAAGCAAAAUGAACUGAAGCGCCUUGCAGCCCAGUAUCAGCCUUCAGUCGCCAGUUAG
Molecule: messenger RNA, 906 nt
Organism: Leptosia nina
Lineage: Eukaryota; Metazoa; Arthropoda; Insecta; Lepidoptera; Pieridae
Source: the annotation of a GenBank genome assembly